AUGGCCGAACAGUUACCAAACCAGCGCUCCGAGAGCCCCGACACCCCAGCCAAGGCGCGUCUCACAGAGGCCGCAAAAAAGGCGAAUCACAUCCAAUCUGAAAAGAAGCGUCGCCUGCACAUUCGCGCUGGCUUCGACCGCCUCGCAGACAUCGUGCCAGACAUGAAGGGUCAGGGCCGAAGCGAGGCCAUCGUCCUUCAGGCCACCGUCGAGCACGUCAAGGCGCAGCAGCUCAAGAAGGAGCAGAUUAAGGCGAUCUGCAUCCAACGCGGCUGGACUCCUCAAGACGUCGAGAACGUCUACCGCGAGCACGAAGAGCGAGUGCGCGAGCAGGACGCAGUGCGUGAGGAAGCCUUGAAGCGGGAGAUGGAGGCGCAGGGUCUUGGGCCAUAG
Molecule: messenger RNA, 393 nt
Organism: Fulvia fulva
Lineage: Eukaryota; Fungi; Ascomycota; Dothideomycetes; Mycosphaerellales; Mycosphaerellaceae
Exons: 1
Coding region: 1-393 (130 amino acids)
Biological process (GO): regulation of transcription by RNA polymerase II
Molecular function (GO): DNA-binding transcription factor activity, RNA polymerase II-specific; protein dimerization activity; RNA polymerase II cis-regulatory region sequence-specific DNA binding
Source: RefSeq, a predicted model, not a curated record